GGCGUUCGUUUGUUUUGUGAUGUCUGCUUCUUGGUAGUUCUGAGACGUACUCUUUUGUAAUCGUAGAUGCUCGGCCAAUUCUGAUUCCACUUCAGCGGCAACGAACGAGUGAGCCAUGUAAAUGAACGGAGAGGGAAGUCGUCCGAAGGUAAACAAACAUGAAGAAAGCGAGGUACGAUGAAGUACAGUCGACAAGCUGCAGCGGCGAAUGUCCGAAAGAAGGCACCCCCGUGAGCACGAGGGUGACCAAGAAGGCGGGUCCCUAUCUGUUAGGACCCCGGCUGGGCACGUCGCCCGUGUGCAGUAUCACCCAGUGCCUCGCCAGGAAAGAAGGCACCGGCUUCUACACAAUAAAGAUCUUGACGAUCCAGAACCCGCAAGAGGAAAGCCAAGAGGACCGUCAGGGCAAGAUGUUGCUGCACACGGAAUACUCUUUGCUGUCUUUACUGCACGACCAGGACGGGGUGGUGCAUCAUCACGGCAUAUUUAAGGACCGCGCCUGGGAGGAGCGCGAGGUCGGGGGCUCCCUGGUGUACACGGGGCGCCAGCGCCAGCGCCUGUGCCUGGUGCUGGACUGCCUGUGCAGCCACGACUUCAGCCCGGCCACGGCCGACCUGGUCAACCUGCAGCACUACGUCAUACGGGAGAAGCGCCUGCACGAGCGCGAGGCCCUCUUCAUCUUUCACGACAUUGUGCGCGUCGUCUGCGACCUGCACAAGAGAAACAUAGUGCAUCGGGACCUGAAGCUGGGCAACAUGGUGUUCCACAAGCGCAGCCGCAAAGUGACCAUCACAAACUUCUGUUUGGGCAAGCACCUGCUGAACGAGAAUGACCUCCUCAAGGAUCAGCGUGGAAGUCCCGCUUACAUCAGCCCAGACGUGCUGAGUGGGAAGCCGUACCUGGGCAAACCGAGCGACAUGUGGGCCCUGGGCGUGGUGCUGUUCACCAUGCUUUACGGACAGUUCCCCUUCUACGACUCCGUGCCCCAGGAGCUGUUCAGGAAAAUCAAGGCUGCUGAAUUCACCCUGCCCGAGGACUCGCCCAUUUCGGAGAACACCAAGAUGAUCAUCCGGAAGCUCCUUGUACUCAAUCCGAAGCAGCGGAUGACUGCGGGGGAGGUCUUGGAUGCACUUGGAGGCACUCUUGCCAUGUGGUCUUCCCUGGCCGCCACGGGGGGAAGCAUGCAGGUGGUGCCCGACGUCGACGACGAGCCGCGGGACGAUGAGCCGAACCGCAAGCGCACCCCGCCGGAGGCCUCCCUCGCUCCGCCCGCACCGCAGCAGCAGCAGUCUGCAGCGAGGCCCAACGUGGGCGACCUCAUAUUCGGGGGCAGGGGAGCCCGCCCCGCCCCUGAAAUGCGCAAGACCCCCGCGGGAGGGGCGCCCAAACGGAGGCAUCCCGGCACCGUGCCCGUACAGCGGGUGCACGAGGACGCCCGCCCCCUGACGCCCCUCGAGAGCGUGCACUUCAGGCACUUGCUCCAGCGCAACAACUCCUGAUCGCGGCCGGCGAGCCUUCGAGCUGUCGGUCCGUGAGGUCGUUGCUUCGGAUGCCCGGUAGUUUCUGGACCGCGUGCGAAAGGUCGCUCGCCGCCGACACGGCCGCCAACACGGAUUCGACGCGGAGUGUUGACGAUGCCUCGAUUUGGUCCAACCUUCUGCGAGUCGGGACGGAAACGAGAGUGGCGAGCUUGGGUUAGCGGCGAAAACGUAGUCGCCGAUUUGGAGUAUUUAUUUAUAACGAGAUGAGGUCGCGUGCAGCUGGGUGUUCCGUUUGCAAGGGUGCCGGUGAAACCCGAUGGUUCUUUGCUCUGUUUUGCACUUUUUUGAUAUUGGUCCAAACCUAGUUUGUGGAGUGGAGGAAUCAUUUAAUGAUAGUUCUGUAGUUCCAGUAAGGUGCGGGUGUGCUCCCAUCGCGUAAGCAAAAUUAACGUGCCCUUGUGACGUGCGCAUUUGAUGCGUUGGGAACUUCAGUGCAGUUUGUUGCCCAAAGUGCCCUAGUUCCUAGAGCUUUGCAAACGUUUUUGUUGCAGCUUGGUCAAGAGUGGCAUUCAUUACACUCUUCCCAGUCAUUCGGGGUCUUCCACGAACAGUUGCUUCGUACUAUUUGGAAAUACCGAUAUACUUGCAACUGCUUUUUUUUUUUGCUUUGUUCCGGCGACUAAUGUCAUUAUCCAGUAGCCACUAUAGUCUGCAUACUACAUGCUUUUUGGCAGAAUGACGCGCCUAGAUAUUGUUGCCACAUAAUUUCUGGGAAGUCUCCAAGUUCAAUAGCACCUUUGUCGGCAUGAACCUUUCGUGAAUCGUGCAUGGCUGCGAUGCACGCUAAUCAUUGAAGGCCAACAUUCAGGCUGAAGUGGGAAAACUUUUGAAUUGUGCAAAGUGGAAGACUUUUGAAUUGUUGCAGUACUUCGACACCUAUCCAAAAUUUCGAUGCACGGAAACCUUCGGCAACCAUCCUCCAAGAGGUAGCAGACACCUUGGUCCAGCUUUGAACUUUCCAAUAGCCAGCAACCCGUAUUCGAACACUUUACCCGGGACCCACUGACUUGUCCAAAGUGAAGGCCUUGAACAUUGAUUUGCAAUGCUGUCUAAUCAAGUGCAUGGUCACAAUGUGCAGGAGAAAGCACCGGCUGAAACAGUACCUUAUAUAGUGCCAGUAUCUGCAUAACUUCGUUGUACAAUUGUUUUCUUUUUAAGUCAUUGCACUCAUUGAUGUGUAGUGUUCCAAAAAGAUCAAGCAUCGAGCUCAGGGAAAGUGCUCUGGGUGCUCGUGUGUACACGUUGCAGUGUGCCCAGACAAGCAACAUUGUAGAAGGCACAUGGUGCGUGUGCACUCCAGGCCGAGCGUCUUCAUUGCAACUGCGGUUGUUCCACCCCGAGAAUUUUCCUGAGCUACUUGCUUGCACCCUUGGCACUUUACAUAACAGAUCACGAAAGGUUGACGUCACUUUUAAUUUUUAGCAACAGACUUUCCACCCUGUAUAAAUUUAUUGAGUUUUACAUUUAAGUAAAGUUUGCUUUCGGCUUCAGAAGCUGAAAUCUUGCAGCAUAAAGUAUACAUUAUGCGCUUGACCCGUGUGCAGGCAGAGGAUUGUUGUGUCGGCGCAUCCCGCUCGCCGAAUACGGUUCUCUUCGCUCGUUCUUGAGUGCAUGGUGUAACUGUUGCAUGCCGAAACAGGAUGUGCUUGGCCCUUUUUACUAUAAAGCAUGGACCCAGUAGCAUCACAGUUAGUCUGUGUUUACUCACGAGUCGCAUAUUUUUUAGGGUUUUUUGUUACCUAGCGUACGAGGGAACAGCUUGGCCCCCCCCCCCCCCCCCCCCCUUGUGCUAUUUGGUCGCUUCAGAUUUUCAGCUUUUCAUUUGGGUUUUGUAAAAUGUCUGCCAGGGCAUUCUGUCUGUAUGCCAUAUCAUUUGAUCCCCGACUGUGUUGUAAAUCGACGCUGGAUUUAUCUGUUGAGCUUACAUCUGACCUCGGUAAUGUCGGAGUUAAGAAGCCCAGUGUUCAUGUCUACCACACAAAAAAGGACGAUCAACACUGUCAGGAAAAGUAACAAAUGAUCACGCAAGGCAGUAUAACUCUCAGCAGUGCAAUCCACAAUGUUUUGUCCCAAGGCAGGUCGAAACAGUACCACCUCGUACGAGUAUGCCUUUUCGAGCAGCUACGUUGCAACUGUCCUUGUACAUUUUUCCCAAUCUCAUCAGCCUUUCGGAAAGGCAUCUUUCCUAUUUUAUGGUACAAAGAGUUCCACCCUUUUCAUUGUGUAAUUAAUCAUGAGGACGGGAAGUGCCAUAAUCUCGUGGUGCUUUCGUACGGCGUUACGUGGUCGGUGAUCCAACGACGAAGCAUCUUCCCUGCUCGCAGGGCAAUGCUUCAUCUAAUCCUUCGGGCUUUUUGUAUAUGAAUGGUCCUUUGGCUCAAGACCGAGAAGUGGGGUGCUUGAAUAACAAAGUAACUACCAUUGUGGAACUGUGGCAAGCAAGAUUAGGUAGUUUGCUCACAAAUUUCGCAUUGGGGAGUGUGUCCAAAAAUAACUUGUUCCCACAGUAAAACAUUACUAUAAUUAUGCAACUUUGGCAAAGGUAAUCCUUUUCGUUUUAGUGCCACUGAAAAUUCAUGCUGGCCCCUGCCUUUUUUUUUUUAUUUGUUUGAGUAGGCAAUAGGGUUUCAGGUGGUAUCAAUGUACUACUACCAUGUGGAAAAUUGUGAUACAAGUUGGGUGACCGUGUCUGUAGUGUCGGUGUCGUAAACUGUUUGUGCCUGGUACUUAUCCUGCUUAUAAAUGGAACGUUGGUUCUAUGGUCGCCGACAGGAUGAGGACGGCAGGGAAGGGUCUUGGUUGUACCGUCUGAAGUGCGAGCUUGCUACCUUCAAAAACGUUUCGUCUCCCGAGCCUCGAGCAUGCACCCGCAGCCAGAGCAUGGUGGAGGGCAACAGGUGCAUGCUGGAGGCCGGGCAUUCGAAAGAGAGACCCCGCAGUUCUCUCCUUGUCGGCGACUGUACAAGGUGGGUACUUAAUUCCCGUGUCUGUACAUGUCUGCAGAUAGGCAACUGUCGUUGGUCCCAGGAACUCGGUGUAUGUUUACUGUGUCUCGUCGAAUAAAUCGAAUGUUUGCUUCAGA
This is a messenger RNA of Ixodes scapularis (black-legged tick), 4623 nucleotides long. RefSeq names its product serine/threonine-protein kinase 40. Gene Ontology annotation, molecular function: ATP binding; protein kinase activity. The record is from RefSeq and is a predicted model, not a curated record. Gene Ontology annotation, biological process: protein phosphorylation. Lineage: Eukaryota; Metazoa; Arthropoda; Arachnida; Ixodida; Ixodidae.